Molecule: messenger RNA, 1218 nt
Organism: Schistocerca nitens (vagrant locust)
Lineage: Eukaryota; Metazoa; Arthropoda; Insecta; Orthoptera; Acrididae
Product: lachesin-like
Exons: 6
Coding region: 1-888 (295 amino acids)
Biological process (GO): synapse organization
Cellular component (GO): neuron projection membrane
Source: RefSeq, a predicted model, not a curated record
AUGCUGCGGCACAGUAUUUGCCUUACGUGGACGGACGUGCCGUGUGUUUCAGGGCUGCCUAGCCGCGAGGCGCGCAGCUACGACGCCGGCGUUCACCGCGGCGGUGGGGGCGACGCGCUGCGGUCCGCGCCGGCGCCCACCUCUAUAUUCGCCACCGAGAACUCUACCGUGGCGGUGGCGCAGGUGGGCGGCACGGCCACCCUGCCGUGCGUCGUGCGCAAAUUUGCCUCCGGCGUGGUGUCCUGGAUACGGAGGAAGGACUAUCACCUAUUAACGGUUGGCCUAGCAACAUACAGCAGUGAUAGUCGCUUCCAGAUUGUGCACGCUAGACACCUUCAAAGCUGGGCCUUGCAGAUAAAAUUCGUGCAACCACAGGACGCCGGCUGGUACGAAUGCCAAGUUUCCACGCAUCCGCCGACCAGCAUAUUUGUUGAACUGAAAGUCACAGAGGCGGUGGCAGAGAUCGCCGGAGCCCCGGACCUGCACCUGCGCAGCGGCAGCGAGCUGCGGCUGAUCUGCAAGCUGAAGCGGUCCACGGAGGCGCCGGAGUUCGUCUUCUGGUACCACGACGACCGCAUGAUCAACUUCGACGAGGACCGCGGCGUGGCUGUGAGCAAGGGGCGCGGCGGCAGCCAGCUGCUCAUCCCGAGGGCGGAGCGCACGGACUCCGGCAACUACACGUGCGCGCCCUCCAACGCGAGGGCCGCCAGCAUCACCGUGCACGUCAUCGAGGGCGAGAAGCCGGCGGCAAUGCAGCACGACAGCCGCAGCGCGUGCCCGCCCCCGGCCGCCGCCCCCGGGCUGGUGGUGGUGCUGCUGGUGCUGCUCUGCCUGUGGUCCUCGCUGGUGCUGGCCCCUGCCUGCACCGUCCAGCCUGCGAGCAGCUGACGCCGCUGUCUGCUCUGCGUGCGCCGUGGUCCCCUGCUGUGACAGCAGAGCGGCCGCUCGUGACACAACAGCUACUGUGCGCCGUCAGCGUCAAGCCAAUUCACCAGUAAUGAUUACACGUCUCGUGUCACUCUGUGCAGGUGACCAGUGAUGAGACUUCAGACGUGAAGACAAUGUAUGGACGUACAGAGAAUAUUUGGUUUUUGGGGCCUGGAGGUACUUGUAUAUUCGUAAUUUACCCAUCGACAGCGCCCAAAACUAAUUGUAUACAGCACUGAGUACAGGACUUUAUUAUAAUAUACAGUAAGUGAUAUUUUGUCACACGUCAGA